UUUAGGCAACUGAUAAAACUAGUACCAGACCAGAGUUUACCCAAUCCAGUGAAGGUGAAAGCUGACAAGUAUAAGAUAGCUGAAGCCAGCUGGCAGGAGAUGCAGGAGAGAAUGAAGGUCUGGAACAGUCGUGUAGCAGUUCUCAGGGAAGCAGCUGAGGAAAAAAGAUAUCAAGAGAAAGAAGGGAGGUUACUGGGGAUAUUAGGACAGGAACAGGUCAUCAGUGAACAGUUCACAGAGGAAACCAUCAAAAGACUGAACAGAGAAAAGGAUGUGGGUUUCAUCACACCAGACAAUGUAGAGGAGAGAUUGUUAGCGAGCCUGGAGACGUCAGCUGAUUACGACUUCGCCAUCGACAGGGAUGGGGUCAGAGUCGUGGACGUCCAGAAAACGGAAUCCAAGAAGUCAAAAGAUGAAGAGAACACAGACUGACACAUUGACCAGUGUGUACACACAUACAGACAGACAAAGGGAAGACAGGCACACAGAUAAGAAUGUACACUCAUAGAGACGGACAAAGUGUGUCUAUACUGGGCAGUCUUUAUUUUGAGAUACCGAGGACAUUAUAUUUUCUUCUGUUGUUAGUCAUGAAGCCUUCUCAAUGAUCUUUUUUGCUGUACAUUGUUAUGACACAGUCAGACAACAGUCUUAAGCUACAAUGUUUUGCUGCUUAAGACCUGACAGAUUUCAUAUGUAUAUACUUCAUUACACUCAUUACAAAGACAAUGACAGAUUUUAUAAAUUUUCCAACCAAUUUUGUAUCUUUUUUGCUU
Molecule: messenger RNA, 773 nt
Organism: Saccostrea cuccullata (small rock oyster)
Lineage: Eukaryota; Metazoa; Mollusca; Bivalvia; Ostreida; Ostreidae
Exons: 3
Cellular component (GO): mitochondrial small ribosomal subunit
Source: RefSeq, a predicted model, not a curated record